Messenger RNA from Drosophila persimilis, 1668 nucleotides. It is a transcript of the gene Adsl, whose product is annotated as adenylosuccinate lyase. The record is from RefSeq and is a predicted model, not a curated record. Gene Ontology annotation, cellular component: cytosol. The transcript has a single exon. Bases 152 to 1597 code for a protein of 481 amino acids. Gene Ontology annotation, molecular function: N6-(1,2-dicarboxyethyl)AMP AMP-lyase (fumarate-forming) activity; (S)-2-(5-amino-1-(5-phospho-D-ribosyl)imidazole-4-carboxamido) succinate lyase (fumarate-forming) activity. Lineage: Eukaryota; Metazoa; Arthropoda; Insecta; Diptera; Drosophilidae. Gene Ontology annotation, biological process: 'de novo' AMP biosynthetic process.
AGCGCAAAGUUUAUUCAAGUGGCAAAGCGAGCACUCCGCACGUGUGCGUAUUGCGUAUUUCCAACCACCUGUGACUUCGACGACACGUAAAUUGAGAGUUAGCAACUAAACUGCUUUGAUAAUUUACAUUAAAAAGAACAAAUCUAAGAAAAUGGGAAGCCAAUACGAAGGAUACAAGUCUCCCCUGAGUACACGGUAUGCCAGCCAGGAAAUGCAGUUUCUGUUCAGCGACCAAUACAAGUUCUCGACAUGGCGCAAGCUGUGGGUAUUUCUGGCAAAAGCUGAGUGCUCGCUGGGUCUGGAGAUAAGUGAGGCGCAGAUAAGCGAAAUGGAGAAGGAAAUAUAUAACAUCGAUUUCGAUGCAGUGGCUGAGGAGGAGCGUCUCACAAGGCAUGACGUUAUGGCGCACGUCCAUAUCUUCGCCAAGCAGUGUCCUACAGCCGCUCCCGUCAUUCAUUUGGGGGCUACCUCGUGCUUUGUGGGCGACAACACGGACCUCAUUGUUCUUCGGGACGCGCUUCAGUUGCUGCUGCCUCGUAUCGCUUCUGUGGUGUCGCAGUUGAAGCAAUUUGCAGAAACCUACAAGGACCAACCCACGCUUGGAUUUACACAUCUGCAGCCAGCGCAGUUGACCACUGUGGGCAAGCGCGCUUGCCUUUGGAUUCAGGACUUGCUAAUGGAUGAACGAGCGCUGUCUCGUUGUCAGCAGGACCUGCGAUUCCGUGGAGUGAAGGGUACCACCGGCACCCAGGCCUCAUUUCUUCAAUUAUUUAACGGCGACGGUAAGAAGGUGAAACAGCUGGAUCAAUUGGUUACCGAGCUGGCCGGAUUUAAAAAGGCAUAUGCAGUCACAGGUCAAACCUAUACUAGGAAAGUAGACGUGGAAGUUGUGGCUGCCCUCUCCAGUCUUGGCACUAGCAUUCACAAAAUGUGUUCUGAUCUGCGCAUCCUGGCUUCGCGAAAGGAGCUUGAGGAGCCAUUUGAAAGCACGCAAAUUGGGUCUUCUGCUAUGCCGUACAAGCGGAACCCCAUGCGCUCGGAACGCUGCUGCGCAUUGGCCCGUCACCUCAUAACCCUGUUUAGCAACGCUGCCAACACACACGCAACGCAAUGGCUGGAGCGCACUCUGGACGAUUCUGCCAACAGGCGAAUUACCUUGUCCGAGGCAUUUUUGUCCGCGGAUGCCGCCCUUCUCACGUUGCUUAAUAUUUCUCAGGGUCUAGUGGUUUAUCCCAAGGUUAUUGAACGACACAUUUCCCAAGAGUUGCCCUUCAUGUCAACGGAAAACAUAAUAAUGGCCAUGGUUAAGGCUGGCGGCGAUCGCCAGAUUUGCCAUGAGAAGAUUCGAGUCCUCUCGCAAGAAGCCGGAGCCCAAGUCAAGCAGCAUGGAAAAGAUAACGAUUUGGUGGACCGUGUACGCAAGGAUCCCUACUUUGCGCCUAUACUUAAUCAGCUCGACAAUAUACUGGAUGCGCGGACAUUUAUUGGACGGGCUAGCGAUCAGGUAGAAGAGUUCGUUGCGGAAGAAGUGGAGCCUGUGCUGGCUCGCUACGCUGACGCCUUGAAGACUGUUAAAGACGUUAAACUGAAUAUCUAACCCACUGUUUGUUACCCUGUUAUCAAUCUCGUAGUUUGAACUACAAAAAUAAAUGAAUGCCUUUAAUCAAA